AAUGACAGAUACGGGAGCAAGCUGCUCCCUCUCUCUCUUCUCAGCCUCGAAGGCUGACGAUUCAGAUUUUGACAUAAGUAUUAAAAUAGGAUCUCAAACUUUCGCCAUAGAUCAAACGUUUACUUUCAACGGACCCGAUCUAAACGUCACAAUUACAACUUUAGAAGACUCUGAAAUGGAAGAAGAAAACAAGGUUCCCUCAACAACUGGUUCAAGUGAUCCCCACUUUUUACAAAUAGUUAAAGAUAAGAAAACGGAUAAGGCAAAAUUUAUAUGCUAUGACGUGACGGGUAAAACUGGGGAUAAGAUAAGAAUUUUCUCAGAUUAUUCUUCGAAUAUAACUGUUAUUGGACAACCUGUGGACGAUUACUACAUGCAUAAAGUAUUCAUCUAUUUCCCAUCUGGAAAUUUAACAAUCACAAUGAAUGAAAUAUAUUUACAAUCGAUCAGCAUUAUGCAAUGGAAGAAUGAACUGGACUUUUUUCAAAGUUACAAUGGCCGAUUAUCGUUAAAGAAAACGAAUCAUAUUUUGCAUAUUAGACCAUCUUUUUCAGAUUCUCAGUUGACAUACAAGAUUAUCAAAUCGAAAAAACUGAUAGGCGGAUACUAUCUUGACAUUUCAAUUGAAGGGCUGGGAUUCAAUUAUCAUAAAACAGGAGGUCUUAUAGGACGUAUUGGGAGAAAUGACUUUAACUUUUAUGAUAAUAUUCAAAAGCAAGAUUUAAUAACUGAAGAGAAAGUUGGAAUUGUUGCAAAUGGUUGUUUAAUAAGCGGAAGAAAAGAGAAUAGAGGUGAGGACGGUACAGUUCCCCAUCAAUCUGAGAUAAGAGAUUUGUCAAAAAAGAAAAAAAUUGGACAUAUAGCGGGUAACAAUGUUGUCUAUGGCAAAAAUGGAUAUAUUUUCUUGCCUGAAUUUUCCAAGUUCAUUGUUACGAGUGACGAUGACCUAAAACCUAAUGGAAGUUUUACUAUUGAAAUGAUUAUGAAAGAGGACUACCGUAUUCAAGGAAACUAUCCGUUAUACAUUUUUAAAAAAGAUUUCCAAAUUAGUUUAAGAAUUGCUAAAAAUGGUUUCGCAGAUUUGGUUUAUAAUACUGAAAGCAACGGACUAUUAUUAACCAAUUUUAUGAUUGAAAGCUUAGGAGAAUCAUUGGAGUAUAUUGGUUUAACAUUUAACUCUCAAUCCUCCAAAUUAAUUUUGUAUAAGAAUGCUGAAAAAGUGAAAGAACUAACUCUGUCUGUUCAACUUCAACAAAGCAAUUAUCCUUUAUAUAUAGGUCAUUGUGAUACUAGUUGCAAUCCUCGUGAUUUUGAAGGCCGCAUAUAUGCCUUUAAAUGGACUAACGUUUAUAGAGAACAAGAAUACUUUAAUGAAACUUGGGAAAGAGGUAAUUGUGUGUGUAAAGAAUCUUAUUAAAUUUCAUUAUUAUAAAACAUCUUAAAGCGUCUGAGAAUACUAACUUGUACUAGAGUUUCACGAUUACACAGGUUCUCUAGACAUUCUAGAUCUUGUUCACUUUAUCUCCUAGAUAAAGUUUAAACAGAACUGUCUUUAAUAUCAUUUCAUUAUUUAAAACUAUUGAAUUUUUUAAUGCGUAACACAAACAAAUUUGAAAUAGUUAUUCACACAAUGUUCGAUCAUUACAAAAGCCACUAAUAAAGACAAUAAACCUAACUACUAAUAGGUACAUAUAAACCAGAAUUUAGAUUCAAAUAUACGAUAUGAUUUUGAAGAAAAUGUUGAAAAUUCAAAAGGAUCAG
Molecule: messenger RNA, 1761 nt
Organism: Dimorphilus gyrociliatus
Lineage: Eukaryota; Metazoa; Annelida; Polychaeta; Dinophilidae
Source: the annotation of a GenBank genome assembly